Messenger RNA from Talaromyces stipitatus ATCC 10500, 4203 nucleotides. Its product is annotated as guanyl-nucleotide exchange factor, putative. Gene Ontology annotation, molecular function: guanyl-nucleotide exchange factor activity. Bases 1 to 4203 code for a protein of 1400 amino acids. Lineage: Eukaryota; Fungi; Ascomycota; Eurotiomycetes; Eurotiales; Trichocomaceae. The transcript has 3 exons. Gene Ontology annotation, biological process: regulation of ARF protein signal transduction. The record is from RefSeq and is a predicted model, not a curated record.
AUGCAACGCAUCCGAGCCAGGCUCGCCUCUUCGGAUGGAAACGACAAUAAACGAUACAGCUUAAUCUUUGCUCCUCAUGCGCGUCGUAGCGAACAUGUUCCCCGUCCAUCGCCGUCAUCGCCCCAAAUAGACCGCCGCGUGUCUGACUCCGGCCCUCGCCCUAAUGUGGAAGAAGGCACAGCAGUGGAUAGCGAAAAAAUGGAGAGACCGAAUAUAUACGAUCAUGAUAAUUCAAAUCAUGGAAAUGGUACAACUGGCUUUUCGAUGGCUAGCUCGUCCGAAAAUAGUGCAGCCAUGAAGAGGAACCGAUUCAGCAUGUUACGAUUUCGUCAUGCGUCUGAUCCUCAGUUGUCCGUUACCUACUCUCAGAGUGAGAAGGACGUACCGCCAGUACCUCAGGUUCCUCCACCGCCGACGAUUAUAACGACGGCUCCGACAAAUACGAACCUGGAAAAAUCCGCACGCAAAAGCAGGCUUCGCAAUCCUCUCUCCAGAAAGGCAUCGAAAGAGGCUAUCAACGUGAAUGCCAGCGGGUCUGGCCUUGCAAAAUUACCACAUUCACAGACCUUAGGCGGCCACUCUCGCCUUAGCCAUGAAGAACCGGGCCGCCUUUCUACCUCUACAUACCAAAGUGGAACCAACCCCUCUGAACAAGACAUGCGAUUCUCUGAAUCGUCUCGGUCAGACCAGGGCUCUAUUGAAAGGGGUCCGGUGAAAGGCGACGCUCCACAUCCAACCAAAAGACUACAUAUGCCACGUCUGCUGAAGAGUCAUGGGAAUAUAUUCCCACUCCCUGUCAAGCUGCAGCCGCCAGAUGCUAGCAAAGCAUCUAGCGGCCGUGUGUCUCCGAUUUCGAAUGGUGGAAAUAGUGCAAGAACUUCAAUGGACCCGACUACUCCAGACGGAGACCAAAUAUCACCACUGCCAUCUCCUACACAAUCUUCCGUGAAACUGGCCUCUCCGAAAGCUUCCAAUCAGAAUCCUCUUCUACGAAAGAACUCCACUAUCUCUGCUCGCUCGGGACACUCAGCUUCGUCGGCCAAAGUUCGCUUGGGAAGGCGCGGACGUUCGUCAACCCUGAACUCAUUUAUUGAGGCUUCACGUAAUGGAGAUGAUCCUGAUAAUUCUUCAUCCAACCUACCAUCGGGUCGGAACUCGAUCUCCACAAAUGGGCGAAAGAGUUUUGGCGAUUUAUUCGGUUUGAGCCAUAGGUUACGUCAAAACUCAGAGUUAUCAAGCCAUCGAGACAGCCAUAACAGUUCCCGUGCCCCGGGAACACCAACUUCAGUCACGAGAAAUAAUUCAGCACUGGCGUCGCAGACUGUGGUGGCGUAUCCAGACCGGGACGAAGACGACACUCCUGCAACAUAUCUUACCAAACUCCAAGAGACUGUUCCAAGAGGAUCAGUUGGCACGGCUUUGUGCAAAUAUGACGACGAAUUCUACAAGAUUGCGUUGCGUAAAUUUAUGCGAACUUUUGCUUUCUUUGGUGAACCUAUUGACAUGGCCAUCCGUAAACUGCUGAUGGAAGCGGAAUUGCCAAAGGAAACUCAGCAGAUUGAUAGGUUUUUGCAGGGAUUCGCGGAUCGGUAUUAUGAGUGCAACCCGGGAGUCUUUGCUACCACAGAUCAAACAUAUUUCAUAGCGUUUUCCAUUUUGAUCUUGCACACGGAUGUGUUCAACAAGAACAAUAAACGGAAGAUGCAGAAACAGGACUACGUAAAGAAUUCGCGCAUCGAGGGGGUUUCCGAAGAAAUACUCGAAUGCUUUUAUGAAAAUAUUUCAUAUACACCAUUCAUUCAUGUUGAAGACGAAUUGAAUCUCAACUCUCGACAGCAUCCAAAAAGAAAGGGUCUUCUCAAAGCUGCAAGCUCUGACCACCUAACAAGAGCAUCGAGCCAACCUGUUGACCCGUAUGCUGUCAUCCUAGAUGGAAAAUUGGAUACAUUGCGCCCAAGUCUGAAGGAGGUAAUGAACAUUGAUGAUCCUUAUAGCUUCCCAGAUUCGGAAGGAUUCAGAGAUAUUGAAUCUUUACAUCAAGCGUUCUCCAGGUCUGCUGUUCUGCAGAUUGUUUCGGCACGAUCUCGGCCAGAUGCUUUUAUGACAUCAACAAACAUGGAAGACACUGCUGAUUCGCACCCUGGCUUGGUUGACAUCAAAGUCGUGAAGGUCGGUCUACUGUGGCGCAAAGAUCCGCGAAAGAAGAGGGCGCGCUCUCCAUGGCAAGAAUGGGGUGCCCUUUUGACUUCGUCGCAGCUGUACUUCUUCCGUGACUUAUACUGGACAAAGUCUCUUAUGUCGCAGUAUGAGAACCAACGCAAGAAAGGAUCACGAUUGCCGGUGGUUUUCACCCCCCCUGUCACUGAUUUCAAGCCGGAUACUAUCAUGUCCACUUCAGAUGCAGUUGGGCUGAUCGAUUCAAGCUACAAGAAGCAUAAACAUGCAUUUCUUUUGGUUCGCCACAACGGCCUGGAAGAGGUGUUUCUUGCCAACUCGGACGCCGACAUGAACGAUUGGUUGGCAAAGUUGAAUUAUGCAGCAACAUUCAGAACUACUGGUGUACCUUUGAAAGCCACCGUCGGCGCUCGAUAUGAAGGCCAGAAACAUCAAAGUAUGACUCGUAUUGAUUCCACUCAUUCCGAGUCGUCGCAAGUGCAAGGUGAAGGAACUACACCUGAGACCAAGGAGUAUGUUGAUGCACGCCUCGCCGAGGAGAUGUCUGCUGCACGGCAACAAUUGAUGUCUCGAAGGAUCGCGGAGGGCGAUGAAAAGUUGAUUGGCUAUCAGAAACAACUAGACGACCUUCUCAGAAAUGCUAGGCAUCUUCAGCUGUUGACUCCGGUCAAUACGAGGGCGCGGGAAAACGUCAUUCUAGCUGCUGGGCGCAUGGCUGCUAAACUGCGAUGGGUGCGAUUGGACAUGUGGCGAACAAGGUGUUAUAAUCAUUUUCUGUCCUUGGAUCUUGGUAUAAAGCCAGUUCCUGAUGCACAGAAACGAUCCUCACUCUCGACUAUCAAACCCGUAUCCCCUACGGCAAACAAUUCGUCACUAGCGGGACUCAAUUCCACUCAUUCUUUGCUUACAGCGCCUUCGAUAAAUGAAGCGGUAUCUUCCGAGCCUACAUCGCCAAUGUUACCGGAGACCUCGGUUGGUUCAACUGACUUUUUAUCACCUAUCGUUACGGAUGGUUACCGCUUCAAUACAUCCUCAUUCACGUCCUCUCAGGCCCAUGAUGGAAAGCAACCGCCUCUCUCACCCAUGACUGAAAACCCGCCUCCUGCUAAUGGUGAUAGGCCGAGUGGAACCCUGAACAGAGAACCGUCAGUUCUGAGCACCGGCAACAGGAGCGAGGGGCCCGGUUCAAGCAUUCUCAGCUCCACGGCGCAUAUGAGUACAACCAACAUUGAUAAUUGUGAAGAGCGGGUGCUCCGCGAAGCUGGUCUUCUUGGAGUUGACGGACCUACUGAGUCACCUAAGCCGUCUCCCAAGCUUGGGAAUGACACUGAAAUUCCCGAGAAACAUAUUGACGAAAAAUCUGAGUCUAUUACAGAUCAUCGUCUUAACGGGCAUCGGCGUAGCUUGCAGCGAACGUUGAGAGAUUCACACCAUAAACCAAGUCAUCAACGCAGCAAGAAAGGUAGAGACUCAGCCUCUAGUAUCGGCCUUGUGGAUAAUCCUGCCGGCAGCGAAGGGGAGGGAUUAUCCAGGAAAGAUGCCAACUUUACUUUGCACGGAAAAAAGGCUUCUGUCAUCACAUUUGGUUCCGAGUGGGCCAACAUCUCCGCAGAGGAGAGAUUGAAACUACGCAAGCCCGCGGCUUCUGAGGAGGCUAGGGCAUCCGACUCAAACCUGAUUCGUGACACGCGUGGAUCAAUCAGUUCUGCAUCUAUUCAUAGUGCUCGACCACAGUCAAUGCGCAGUGCUAGUACAGCGACAGUACGAAGCUCUCGCUUUGUGGAUAGCAUUUCUGUCAACAAUGGUAUCCCAGAGGUUCCGUCGUUGGAUAUUGUUCUUAAAGAGAACCAAGAAGAGGAAUCAGCUGCACCGUCUGCAGGUCCAAAAAAUGCUUCGACCACAUCGGCCACCACAAAUGACCUAUCUAACGAAAACUUUCCCACCCUCGAAAACGGAGAAUUGAUUGACCCAAUCUCAGGCCAAGAAAACCCAAGAUUGAACUCUCAUGAACAAGCCGUUGGUGCAUGA